Molecule: messenger RNA, 5547 nt
Organism: Clupea harengus (Atlantic herring)
Lineage: Eukaryota; Metazoa; Chordata; Actinopteri; Clupeiformes; Clupeidae
Gene: serinc3
Product: serine incorporator 3
Cellular component (GO): membrane
Source: RefSeq, a predicted model, not a curated record
UCUGCUAAUAUGUUCUAACUGAUACGUGUAUGAAUCAAUCUGCUUGCUCCUGAUUCUCCCUUCUCUCUCUUCCCUACCCUUCUAGCCGUCCUGCAGAAUUGCUGAACCAUUUUCCCGCUAGGCAAUUUUUUCUCAGUUCAUAUUCGUAUUUUCAUCAUUCGCUCUUCGUAUUUCAUUGUAACCACUUUGGAAAUAUGACAACGAUAAUAAUGCAUUGGUUUGAUCGCUAAAACUUUUACAAGUCACAAUGUCUUAAGAUCGGCUAAGGGGGAGGGCUGAGCACCAGUCCACCCACCCAGUCUGCGAUGCCGUUAUUGUCACUCCUGGCGGUGUCGCGAUGUCCCAUGUCUUCGUUUAUUUACUUUUGACAGAAUUCGCUGAAAAUGGAUGCAAAUCCGGCCUUUUCCUUGUCUUUUCUAUACCGAAAUGAUCCAAUUUACUCCCGGUGUGCCUCAGAUUUGAUGACUGCCUCCCUAACAGUCAACAAUAACUUCAUCAAAGAGCAGAAACAACUCAUGAAGACCCUGAGGCAACUGGAACAUGAGCGUGUCACACAGAAGCGACGGCUGGAGGAGGAACAGAAGCAGUUUGCGUUCGUUAUGAGCAGGCGUCUGCGCCCGCGGAACAUACAGGCAUCAGCCAGCACCAUCACAUCAGCCAGCAUCUCGGCCCGCCGCCCUGCCAGGUGUACCCGCUCUGCCCCGCCAGCCUUGUCCACACAGAGGCAUGAAGCCAGGGGAAGGAGCUGGGAGCCAAGAGAUGCUACACAUGGGCAGUGUGAGAUGAUGACCCACUUAUGCCACUUGACCAGGUCUCUUCACAUGUGCUCAGAAGACAGCACCAAACCAAUGGCAACUGAUAUUGUGAGAGGCGGUGGUGGCAGCUCAGAAGGAAAGAACCAACAAGAGAGCAAAAACCCAAGAGGACGAAAUGCCAGAAGCUGUCCUCCAUCCCUGCAGAGGAGGGCUGAACACACAGAGACAGUCUGCUUGGACAUAAACCACCAUGCCAAAUAAUGGGACUGGUCUUUUUUUUUCCUCGAGAGAAUUGUUUGAGUGACAUUGCAGAUUCUCAUUGGAAAAGUUCAACUUACUACACCAAAGCCACAUGUGAACAGUGCACUGCAGGGGGUAGGACAUCAAUUCAGCAGGAGAGGAAGACCUAUCGGCCAAGGAUUUCAGGAAUAGCUUAGUUUAAUUAGCUUAGUAUAACUCAUUAGAAAAAUGAGAGGUAUUCAGCUGGUUGCAAUCUGCAGCCUCACCACUAGAAGCCAUUAACCUCACCACUAGAUCCCACUAAAUCCUACAUGCUGUACCUUUAAUUGGAAGGUCUUCUGUCUGGAUCAAUCUCUGCGUUUGUCUCCAUCAUAACAGUAUUUAGCUGCUCCAUGACUUAAUUCAAAAUUACUCUACUCAACUCAACUAGAUAUGUAGUGAACAGAACAAGCUAAUUAAGGCAAGGUUUUACAGUGGUACCUUGCGAUCGACUGAUCACAGAGGACAGCUGUACUCCUCCAGCAGAACUGCUCUAUCAGUAGACUAAGAUAGAAAGUAAUAUAAUGUAAGAUAGAUGGUUAUCUUACUGUGCAAGACAACAGUGUCUUCAUUUCAUGUAAAUACACCUGGUUUUAAUAAUACUUUGAAUUGUACAUUUUUUUGUAUAUGAUUUUUUGGUGCCAAAAAGCUACUUACUGCCCAUUAAAUCAAAAUCUGCCCUUGAUCAAUUUCUGAUAUCAUAACACCUUUUAAAAUCAUAAACAAAAGGACUGACAUCAAUUUUUUUGUAAACUCAUUAUCUGUCUCUGUCUUCUGUGUAUGCAAAUAGUCUCAAGAACUCCUUUGAGCUCUGUGAUCAGCAACUACAAGUUGAAACAGGUCUUGCUACAAUAAACAAUCAGGAGACCUCCCUAUUUGACUGUUAUCCCAUUUGGUGCAUUCACUGCACAUUGCAGUUUGGGUAAUGGACCAAUGGUAGUGGCUAAUCCUGGCAGCAAUUAACUUUAUAAAAUCGUUAUAUACAUUGGUAAUUAGUAUUGUUACGUGUCAGAGUGAUUCCAGCCCUUUUUCCUUUCUUUUACUUUCAGAAUAAAGAUCUCCCUUGUCUAGUCACCACUCACUCACCUAGACUAACAUAGCCGAAUUGCCACUCUGAGUCAUCAAGCUAAUACUGUGACUCACAGAGGGAAGUACUCUACAUGCACGCGCAACUCAGACAAGACAUUUCAAAACGACUUGGUGAAAUGUCAGUAAGCAAGUAAGUAAGUAAGUUAGUAAUCCUAACAACAACAACAAGACUACCGUUAACUACAAUCACGAACAGGUAGCAGGUCACCUGUUCUUAUAUAAGCGUAGGGUAGCUUGGCACCUUUGGUAACCCAUAACGCGCCUUUGGCAUCUUCCUCUUAACCGCUGAAGAUAAAAGAAGCCGCAGAAAAAUAAAUCUAUAAACCUCACUAGUGCAAAUAGAAUGAUAGAAUGAGUCUCGUGCUUCGUGUUGCCUUCUAAUACAUUUUAACAGUUAGACAUUGCAUUGAACAUUCCUAACCUUUCAGUGUCCACACAGUCCCACACAAAGCUUGAACGUGGUGACAUCACGAUGUAUGACGCACUUGGAUAAAUCUCUCUCGCCAUACAGUAGCGUUGCGCAUGGUUUAGUGGCGGUAGAAAGUGUAACUGAACUGUAAAUGUAGAAAUAUGGGUAACAUGUCGAGUGGAAGUAAAUGAGCCAUUAAGCGAAAGAGUGGGCGGCUAAAUUCUGAUGACAGCAGACCCAGAGAGACUCUGGUGGUGUCGAAGGAAUAAAAACAGACUUUGACUUGUGCGCCCUAGAGUAAAGGUGGACGAUGGGAGCCGUGCUGGGGGCCUUUUCUGUCGCAAAUUGGAUUCCAUGUUUGUGCAGUGGAGCAACGUGCCUGAUGUGUAGAUGUUGCCCACGCAGCAAGAACUCCAUUGUGACACGCGUCAUCUAUGCCUUCAUCCUGUUGCUAGGCACUAUCAUCGCCUGCAUCAUGCUGUCUCCGGGGGUGGACCAGCAGCUGAAGAAGAUACCGGGCUUCUGUGAAGGGGGUGCGGGCUCUAACAUCCCAGGAGUCCAAGGCAGCGUGAACUGUGAGAUCUUUGUGGGCUACAAGGCGGUGUACCGGGUGUGCUUUGGCAUGAGCAUGUUCUUCCUGGCCUUCUCCCUCCUCAUGAUCAACGUAAAAAACAGCAAGGAUCCCAGAGCAGUAGUUCACAACGGGUUCUGGUUUCUUAAGGUUGUUGCCAUUGUGGCGGUAACUGCUGGUGCCUUCUACAUUCCUGAGGGGCCUUUCACCCGCACAUGGUUUACUGUAGGAGGGUUUGGAGCUUUCUGCUUCAUCUUGAUCCAGCUGGUCCUGCUUGUUGACUUCGCUCAUUCCUGGAACGAGUCCUGGGUGGACAAAAUGGAAAAGGAAAACGCCAAGGCCUGGUAUGCGGCCCUGGUGUCUGUGACUGCACUCAACUACGUCCUGUCCGGUAUUACCAUCGUGCUGUUCUACGUGUUCUUCGCCCAGCCAGAGUCCUGUGCCCUCAACAAGUUCUUCAUCAGCUUUAACAUGCUGUUCUGCAUCGUGGCCUCCAUAGUGUCUGUGCUCCCCAAAGUGCAGGAAUCUCAGCCGAGAUCUGGACUGCUGCAGUCCUCCAUCAUCACCCUCUACACCAAUUACCUCACGUUGUCUGCCAUGACCAAUGAGCCAGACCGCACAUGCAACCCCAACCUGCUGAGCAUCAUCCAGCAGAUGGCCGCUCCAACCGUCGCCCCCCUGGAGAUGGAGGUGGAGAAUCAGACGUCAGUCAUCAUCCUCGGCACGGAGGAACCCAUCCUCACCUCACCUUACCUGCAGUGGUGGGAUGCCCAGAGCAUUGUGGGCCUGGCCAUCUUCGUCCUCUGCAUCCUGUACUCAAGUAUCCGGUCGUCCAACAAUAGCCAGGUGAACAAGCUGAUCCUGGCCUCCAAUGACUCCUCCAUGAUGGAAGAGAGCUCCACAGGGAUCCCCGAGGAUGCUGAGGUGGAGAGUGGUGGCCCCAAGCGUGUGGAGGACAACGAGAGAGAGACGGUCCAGUACAGCUACGCCUUCUUCCACUUCAUGUUGUUCCUCGCAUCCCUCUACAUCAUGAUGACCCUCACCAACUGGUACAGUCCUGAUGCUGACUUCAACUCCAUGACAAGCAAGUGGACAGCUGUGUGGGUGAAGAUAACCUCGAGUUGGGUAUGUUUGACUCUCUAUGUCUGGACACUAGUUGCUCCGAUGAUCUUCACAAACCGAGACUUCAGCUAGGUGUUUAUCCUAGCUGUUCAGGACUACGGGAUGUCACUUACUGUCAUAUAUAUUAAUAUAUAAGUAAUUUGUUGGGAUUUUGUUGCCAAAUAUGUAUAAAGAAUUUCUGUGUUGUUUUUUGUGAACUACUAGACCUAGUUGCUUUCAUCUCAGUUAUGUUAUUUUUGUACUUUUGCACUAAUGCACUCUAAUUCAGACAAAAUACUUAAAUGUCUCAUGAUGUUCUGGGAUAAAACGGAAUCCUUAAGUUUUAAAUUCCAAGCAAAGACCAAGCUAUUAAUGUUUUUUUUUUCCUUUACAAAAUGUGACUGGAGAGAGGUCUCUUUCCUUUUGAGCUCUCAUUGUACAAGCCAAAUGGUUGGUAUGUUUUUAGUAGAAUUAGUAAGUCUUAGGACAGCUGCCAAAGAGCAGCUUUAACCUUGACUGAAUCAACCCCUUGAAGCUGCUACAUACUGGUAGUGUUGGUCCCAUUCCAUUCACAGCACUAUAUCCUCACACACUCACUACUUGCAUCUGUAUGUGCACUUACUCUGAAGACAGUAUUGAUUGAGUAUCUAUUGAAAUCAUAUUUUUUUAUUUAAAAGACCUAUGUAUAUUAUACUCCAUGGACAUUUACUUUUGAAUGUUUAAUGCUUUCAAAUGCAUUUCAAUUUGAAUGCAGUGUAUACUCACGUUGCUGUCGUACUUAAGCCCGUGUAGUUUGACACUAUGCCUUUUUUUGCCUUACCUUUGGACGUUUGAAUAUUUUAUGUUGUGAAUAACAGAGAGAAAUAUAAAAAAUAAACUAGAGAUAGCGUUCAUUGUAGAAAACGUAUUUUAGAACUUUAAGCUAUUUGAUAGUAUAUACUAUACGCUUGCCAAAAAUCUCUCCAACACUGAAACCAUCUGCAUCAUUUUAUCUUGAUGAUAGAUAGAUUUCUCAGUCACUUGUGCAUAUCAUAACAGCAAUUUGUCAUUGUUUUAAACCAUUUGCAAAUGCUUUUUACACUAAAAUAGGUAGCAAGCAAGUGUUAGCAGGCUUCAUUGUUUUAUUUUGUUGAGAUAUUACAAAUGAUCACUGUAUCAAAUGAAUGAAUCAUUCCACUGUGCCAGGCUUAAUUGCUUAGUAAAAGAUACAAGCAGGGCAGUCCUGAAGAGUUCUCAUUUAUAUCAAAUCGAUAUAAAAUAUGAUUUUUGAAUGUGUAAAAAAGAAAUGAUCCAUUUCACUUUUACCUCAAAAUGGUGGGAAAUAAAUCAUAAGGUAAAUCAAA